Messenger RNA from Ustilago hordei, 2301 nucleotides. RefSeq lists its product as uncharacterized. The transcript has a single exon. NCBI's taxonomy places the organism in Eukaryota, Fungi, Basidiomycota, Ustilaginomycetes, Ustilaginales, Ustilaginaceae. The record is from RefSeq and is a predicted model, not a curated record. The coding region runs from base 1 to 2301 and encodes 766 amino acids.
AUGUCCCAAAUAGUCGAAUCUCGCUCAGAGUCGGCGCUCACUGCCUCUGCCGCCGGCUCAGAGGAUACUGCCUCGUCGAGUAGUGCCAUAGAACCUCCCGAUAGUCUCCAAGCUGUGUCUACCGGCCUACGCAGCCUCGCCAUUUCAUCCAGCUCUCGUCCACCCUGCCAAUCUACUCUCGGCUCUUCCUAUCCUCCACCGACUCCCAGCUCUAAAUCGUCCGAUCGUCUCGCCCAUACCGCUCAUAUACCACAAUCAGCAUCUGCUUCCUACUCCACCAGCCCUGCUAGCCGGUACGGUCGCCACUUUCCCAUGACCAACUCCAGCUCAACAGACUCGCAGCUCAACUACGACGCUUACCUUGCCGUCCCGGCCAGUCCAAGCAUGAGCGAGGGCCUCACCGACAGUCCCGGCAGUGUAUCGAGCAUGAGCAGUUUCCGACGCGGCGACCUUGCCGACAUCGAGGAUCUUGACCUCGAGCCUGAACUCGAAACCGUCAGCGAAUGCGACGAAGAGUCCAGCAGCCUUUGCUCUCUCGACAUUGGCAUCGAUCUUGACUCGGAUUCCGAGCGGGCCAGCUCUCAUGGCGGCGACAACGACCACCUCUCAACAAGCGCCUACUCGCUCGGUCUCUCUGCUUCGCAUUUAUCUCGUCAAGCCCAUCAACGACCGGCAUCUCACGGCACGGCCGCCUCCGACUAUGCCCGUCGCAAGCGUAGCGAGUGGCUGCUCAACAACUACGCCAACAAGAUCGCUGCUCGUCGUCCUCGUCGCAUCAAGAAAGGUCGUAUCACCGAGAUUGUCGAAGAAGGAGGCGAGUGCAUCAACACUACCGUCAUGCCUAAAGCGCCCUUUGCUUGCGGCGCGUCGGAAUGGUCAUGCGAAGUCUCGGGUCCUCCCCUCGCUCCUCCACGUAGCGUGAGCCCCUCGGAUACCGUGCCUGCUGUCCCGUCCCCCCUCUGUUCAUGUGUCAGUGCUGAGAAUGGCAACCCCACUGCACCCACCGGCUUGGAGGAGAGCGUCGAAACCAUCAAGGCUUACGAAGCAGUGGCCAGUGCAAGAGCCCAUCGCACAAUCCUGGAUCAAUCUCAAAUCAGCUCGCAAGCGGAAUCCUCGACGUCAAAGGCCCAUGCUGAGCGCAUGGACGACGUGAAGGAGGAACUCGAUCUCUCACCUCCUAGACUGUCACGCUCAUCCAGUCGUCGCAACUCUUCUCCCGUCAAGCUCCGUCCCUGUUUCCGUCAACAGUCGUCCCAGGCUUCGACACGAGAGUCUUCUUGCGAACAUGAUCCUCCUCGCGGUCGAUCCGUGCGCUUCAGCAGCCGUCCUCCACAGGAGUUGCGCACCCACAGCCCAGUCGAGUACGACCGCAAGAGUUGUCCUGUCAACAACCGCCUGAGUCCAGCCGACGUGGAAGAGCUGAGGACCAUGAAGAUGGAGAUGGGUCUCCUCGAGGCCAGAUGGACUGCUGUCGCUGCUUGCAAGCCCAAGAAGGUCGAAGGCACCGAAGGCACCACUAAGCCGGAGAACUACAAUGCCUACAACGCCGGCAUCGCUGCCAUCAAUGCCUCCCGCGCUUGCGGAGCCGAGUCGGACUCGACCACAGGCCCAGGAUCUGCAGGCAGUCCAACUGCACGCCUGCGACAGCAAAAGGAGCGAGAGCGUCUGCAAGAGCGUCAGCGCAACCUCCCUCACUAUAUGCGUAACCGCCCAUGUGUGGCUUCGUCGGAAGCCUUGUCGAUACGCAACAAGUUUGGUCAGGCGCCACCACCACCUCUGCCCGGUACUCCAGCAGCAACAAGAGCAGCAGCAACAAGAGCAGCAGCAGCAACAGCAGCAGCAGCAGCUCGUGCUUCUUCCAUGUCGCCCAGUCGCUCCACGUCUGCUCCACCUACCCGCCGAUCUGCACAGGAUGCUCGUUCGCCGCGUCGAAUGAGCUUUCAGAAUAUGCCCACCGGUCCAUCCGAGAUUCCGGUGCUGACACAAACGAGCCCGUCACCACCGUCAUCUCCAAGAUCCAGCCUUAACAAGCAACUGAACAGCAGUCGCGAGACGUGGAGCGGAAGCGUAGGCCCUCAUCUCUCUGCCGAACGCGGCAGGCCUGGGCCUUGUGCGGCGGCCCCAUUGCCUUCUCCCUGGUCGAAUGGAUCGAGCUCGGCGACGUCCUCCAUCUACUCGAGCACGUAUUUCCCCAGCGGCCCCUCCACGCCUUCCUGCGUCAGCUAUCCCGGUGGCAAUGGCUACGACAGUCCUGCGUCGGAAUUUUACGAGAGCGGUAGUGAAUAUGACAUGAUAUGCUGA